AUGGCGCUUUUUUCUUCACCAGCAACCAGCUCAACUGUCGUUAGAGAAGUGAGCGACGAAAAGUUCCAAAAAAUUUAUUCACCUGUCGAUGGUGCUGCGCAACUGCUGAAUGACGGGCGGACUUUCGAAACAAUUAAACGCAUCACCUAUAUGUGUGCUCUUGGUAAAAAUUCAUAUUCAACAGGUAUUUAUCGAAUUCGAAUGAAGCUGCAUUACGGGAAUGCGUUCAUUGGAGUUCGGUCCCGUCAUUUACAAGUCGAACCAAGUAUGGCUUCCCUUUAUCAAGAAACCCCUUCUACAUAUGGAUGGUUCACGAACGGCGCCCGCACGGUUGAUGGGCACGCGGAUAAUAGUGCAAUACGUGUACCUAAAAAAGAGGAUACUAUGAUUGAGUUAACAUUGUAUUGCGAUGAACACCGACUGACAAUCGUUUUCAGUGGGGACAACAGUCAACGGGAUGAAAUGAAAGUGGAUGGUCUUAGCGCUCCUUUUCCCUGGUGUUUGUUUGUUCAACUUAGUCGCAUCGGUGCCUGUAUAUCAAUCGUAUAA
Adineta ricciae is the source of this 549-nucleotide messenger RNA. NCBI's taxonomy places the organism in Eukaryota, Metazoa, Rotifera, Eurotatoria, Adinetida, Adinetidae. The record is from the annotation of a GenBank genome assembly.